AUGGGCCAGUCCUGGCUCUUGAACAGAGAAACCUGCCAAAACCAAGGAGGGGACCUAGUUUCCAUGGAAACCGAAGACGAAUGGAAUUUCAUCAAUGACCAGAUUCAAAGGCGAGAUAUUACGCGCUAUGAAAAUAAAUGGAGUAUUGGUUUAACAAAAAAGGCCGAGAAUUGGACUUGGGUGAAUGGAAGACCGCUGACUAUUUGCAAAUGGGAACAAGGGGAGCCAAGAGGUGAACACGACGUGGCUUUCAUGUACAAGCGGUCCAGUAAUGGGGAGCAGGGCGUGUUUGGUGGUGUUAAUGGCAUAAGUAUAAGAUAUGGCCACGGUUAUAUUUGUGAGAUUUCCGUGGGUAAGUUGUUAUUUUUGUUGUUGUUUUGUUUUGCUUUUUUUCUGUUUGUUUGCUUUCUUUAAUAUUAUUUUGAGGAAAAUAACGGCAACAGAAGCGCUUAGGCAUCAUAAAAACAUUAUUUGAUAUCGUUUGUGGAACUUAUGAAAGGAUUUACAUAAACCCUCUGACAGUCAGAAUCAAGUUUACACUAACAUUUGAAUGAAUGAAAAUAUGUUUGAAACGAUAUCAAUUAACGUUUUCACGAUACAUAUGUCUAACUUUUAGCUUUGUAAGCAGAGGAAAAUUACAGAUGGUUCUGUUACCAGUAAUAACAGUAAACUUUCAGUUAUCAGUUAUUUUCAUGUAGUUAAUUUAUUGUUUCGAUUGAACAAAAUGAUGGUGAAUACCAAUUGCGAAGAAAUAUCAGUCCAAUUGCUUUUUUAGAUAACAACGUGUGAUGACGUGAAGUGCGUUAUCUUUUGCAAAGAACCAUGCCAGGGACUCAUGUCUGUUGAGAUACAUGCCAAUUAUCGUUUUAUAAAACGAAUACAAAAGACUUGCAAGUUUAUUUUUUCUUCGCAUAGCGGAAUCAGUUCUGUGUUUAUUCUAUUUUAUUUUAAUAUAUAUGAUAUAUUGUUGUAGUUCGAAAAGAAGGUUUGACAUUUGUAAUGUAUACAUCUCAUUUUUCGAACUUUUCGAGCUUUAAGUUAAUUUUUUCACAUAAUUUAGCCUGUUUUACCUCUAACCCUCAGAGGUUGGUGCCCAGCAUUAGGAUAGGGAAAACGUUCCCAUUUUUUCCACUGGAUCUUGUGGGUUUCUUGUCACGCGUCGGCACACAAAAUGUUUUUUUGCGCGAGAAGUAUUUCAGUUGUAACUAGUUGUUUAUCGUACUCUGUACCUUCGUCGGACGGCAUGAAGCACUCACGCUCCUAGUUCGAUCUGCACACCCCCUCCUUGUGUAUGAGUCGUGAAUUAAGAUAGGAGGUAAGUUGUUAAGCGUGUGCGUUGUGAGAAAAAGAGCGGAAAGGACAUAUUUAAACUUGAAAUGAUACAACAAGUUAAAUGCGACCCUUUCAUAUCCCGAUAACUCUGGACUCUAAUCGACGAGGCUCUUGCAAAAGCCACAUACCACUACUAUUAUCAGAUGAGUCCAAAGUUUCUGGUUAAUGUUAUUCUUUGUGCACCGGCCCCUGAUGCCAUAAUAUCAUUUACGAGAAAACAAUACCUAAACGCUGUGAUAUUGGUACAGGUUAUCUGAAUGUUAUGAUGUAAUUAGUGCAACAUAAUACCCUAAUGCGGUAAUGUGAUUAUUAGUCUUUUCUUCUCAUAUUAGCGUUAACAAUGGGGAUGUUCGAAGUAUUUGUAAUGUAUUCCAAUAGCGUCCGUUUGUUUAGCACAAUUCGGGUAAAGUAUUUCGUAACAGUGGCGACUUAUGGUGUUAUAACACAUUUAGUAAAACCUGCGUUGAAAGGAAAUCAAAAAGGUCCUCGCUAGCGUCCACUUAUUAUAAAAUAUCUGUUUCAUUCAAGUUUUGUAAAUUGAGUAACGGUGACAAGCUUGAAUUACGAACCUUUACGCCAUGUGCGUUUCGUGUCACUCGCUACCCAAUAUUUUGGAAAAUAUAAAAAACUUGUGCCAGGAGGAAAACUGUACACAGUAAAAAAAAAAAGCUCUGUUGACAUGUCAUUCUAAUCGAAGAUUAACAUUCUCAUCCAUCUUAAGCAGCAACAUCGCCACCGCUCUCGCCAUCGCAGUCAUCAUCGGCGUUGCAGUCAACAAUGAUUCAAAAGCUGGUGUGUAAUUUUUGUUUUUUGUUUUUGUUUUGUUUUUUUACUUUUAGGAUCUUCAUACUCUAUAAUUAUAACUGUUAUUUCCCUUACCUCAGGCGGCGGAAUAUGUUUCUAAACUUAGCAGAAUGAAUAUCACCAACGCCAGUUCCUUACAGGUAUUUCAUUCUUCUAAUUUCUAUACGCAGUUAUGGAACUGAAGUUCCAGUCAGUAUGUUUUGAAUGUUCAAACGGAAUCCGUAAAUACGAAUUUUUAUUAAGCGUAUAAAUCAUUUUUUGUUUGUUUGUUAGUUUUUCUGCUUUCGUCUCAUAUUGCUCGUGGCAGUAAAAGAUUAAUGGCUCAUAACUUUUUACUUGAUUAAGAGGUUAACCUGUAUAGUUUUUCUCGCCUGUAAGAAAGCUACUUUAGGAAUUUUUAUAGAUAAAUUAUCGUUAUCAGUAUUAUUAUUAUUAUCGUAAUUACCAGUAUGAUUGUUAUUUUUUUUUUAAUUCGUAGACGAAAACUGAAUAAUCUAUCCUCCAAGUAAAAUAUUUUUAUUUCCUGGUCUAGUCGAUCUCUAACCUGUGCACAUGCAUUUGUGUCCGAAAUUGGUUGGCUCUCUCGCUUGAAUAAUUUUCUUAUCUAUUUGUAAUGAUUUUUUUUUUAUUUUCUUACCACAAAUGCUUAGCACCUUACCUAAACAAAAAUAUUUCAUGUCAUUUCAGGAAGCCAUAGCGGUUUUGGAAAUAUUCAUCACAGGUAUUAAAAAAAUCACAAAAGCUCGUAACCGCGCCCCUACAACAGAUGAGAUUGAGACAAGAAGAGGAUCCACUUUUAAAGUGGCUAUCGCCUUUGAAGAAUUUGCUCUUAAAUACAGCAAGCUCCACCUGACUGGAACAAGGUCCUCACAAGUGAUCGACAGCCAGACAGUAGGUGAGUUUAAGCAGCGUAUAAUCUAUAGGCCUUGAUAAUGUAGUAAAUUGAUCUAGGUUAUUGAAUGCGAAGCUUUAUUGCUGGAUCAAUCGAUCCAUUCAGUCCUUCCAUUGACUAUUUAUGUUCAUCAAUCAUUAUGGAAUUGGAUGAUAAUAUCCAGCGAUCUGAACCCUUCAAAAUGCUGACGUCUUAUGAUCAAUUAUUUUACAAUAUUUAAAGGAUUGCGCUGUUGAGAGGUAAAGUAAAUAAAAGUGUUUAUGCAACUAUGAUAUACAGACUGUAUUUUCAGUCCAGCAAGUGUCGUGAAAUUAUUAAUACCAUCACCUGUUGUUUUCUUCGUUAGUGCUGGAUAUUCAUAAAGCCUACCACCAAAAUGCAAGUGACUUCUACUUUGAGGAUGAAGAAUCGCAAGGAAACAUAAAUGUUUCGUCUGCAAAUUUUGCUAAAUCCGGUUGGUAUCGACUGCAGUGUUUACACCUCAAUGGAUAAGUACAAUUCCCUGUAUUUCCCUUACAAAUUUACGUGGUACUGAAGUACAGCUGCGCAUAUACAUAGUUCUGAGUUUGUUUGUUUGUUUGUUUACACAGUACAUUUGAUUCAGUUAUCUGAAGUUUCGUGAAAGACCAUGUUCUGGCUUGAUUUUCUUUUCUUCCUCAAUUUAUUUUUUUAAGUUCCACUGGUUGUUGGGAUUGUGUAUAAGGAUCUCCACGAACUACUGGACACAAAUCAAACCAUCAGAAAUGAAGCAGGCGAAGCCACAAGGUGAAUUUUAACUUCUCUAAACUUUUAAACAAAUUGUUUCUUCCGCGGAAAACAAAGAAAUGCAUUGCAUUCAACCAACAAAAUUUCUUAAAUUUUGCAAAGCAGUAUUUCGUGGUCCCUGUGUGAAUCAAUUAUUAUUUUCGGUGUCAAGGAAAUCAGCUUAAAGUAACACAGUAAGAGCUCCUUGGUUACCAUGGUUACCGUAUCGUCAAAAAUUGUCUAAAAAUUAUAUGAUUCAAAAUAUACAAAAUUAUGAUUUUCUUGUCUUUUUUUGACAGGUAUUUGAACUCCAGGAUAAUGGCCGUGGCUAUGGAUCCAAAACCAAACAAACUGGAAGCGAAUGUCAUCUAA
Molecule: messenger RNA, 4144 nt
Organism: Pocillopora meandrina
Lineage: Eukaryota; Metazoa; Cnidaria; Anthozoa; Scleractinia; Pocilloporidae
Source: the annotation of a GenBank genome assembly